This is a messenger RNA of Cebus imitator (Panamanian white-faced capuchin), 701 nucleotides long. It is a transcript of the gene DDT, whose product is annotated as D-dopachrome tautomerase. Gene Ontology annotation, molecular function: phenylpyruvate tautomerase activity. The record is from RefSeq and is a predicted model, not a curated record. Lineage: Eukaryota; Metazoa; Chordata; Mammalia; Primates; Cebidae. Bases 166 to 522 code for a protein of 118 amino acids. The transcript has 3 exons.
CGGAAGCGGGAUGUACCCUAGGCAGCCAAUCGGGGAGCGCCGAGUCUCUGUCCAGCCAAUAAGAAUCCAGGUUGCUGCGGCGCCACGCCCCUGCGCUGGGUCCGCGACUCUUGGGUACUCCGAGAUUUUUCUCCGCGCGAGUUGGUUUCGUUCAGUCUGCCCGCCAUGCCGUUCCUAGAGCUGGACACGAAUUUACCCGCCAACCGAGUGCCCGCGGGGCUGGAGAAACGGCUCUGCGCCGCCGCUGCCUCUAUCUUGGGCAAACCUGCGGACCGCGUGAACGUGACGAUGCGGCCGGGCCUGGCCAUGGUGCUGCACGGGUCCACCGAGCCCUGCGCGCAGCUGUCCGUCUCCUCUAUCGGCGUCGUGGGCACCGCCGAGGACAACCGCAGCCACAGCGCUCACUUCUUUGAGUUUCUUACCAAGGAGCUAGCUCUGGACCAGGACCGGAUAGUUAUCCGCUUUUUUCCUCUGGAGCCCUGGCAGAUUGGCAAGAAAGGGACGGUCAUGACUUUUUUAUGAUUGGCAUGGAGGGAUCCAGGGCAUCUCUGAGCUGGCUGCCCCUUCCAGGGAGACCUCUUGGCAGAGUGAGGGCCUGGUGAUACCAGCUUCGGAUAAUCCUGCAUGCAGCAUUCCUGUGAUCACAUAAUCUUCUUCUUCAUCUUUAUACGAAAUAAAUGAAGAGAGCUUCCUUGUUCAAA